Peromyscus leucopus (white-footed mouse) is the source of this 1810-nucleotide messenger RNA. RefSeq names its product alkB homolog 1, histone H2A dioxygenase (gene Alkbh1). Gene Ontology annotation, biological process: oxidative RNA demethylation. The coding region runs from base 31 to 1200 and encodes 389 amino acids. The record is from RefSeq and is a predicted model, not a curated record. Gene Ontology annotation, molecular function: broad specificity oxidative DNA demethylase activity; oxidative RNA demethylase activity; ferrous iron binding. Gene Ontology annotation, cellular component: nucleus; cytoplasm. NCBI's taxonomy places the organism in Eukaryota, Metazoa, Chordata, Mammalia, Rodentia, Cricetidae. The transcript has 7 exons.
CUUCCGGGCCAGACCGUUGGCAGCGUCGACAUGGGGAAGAUGGCGGCGGCGGUGGCCUCGUUGGCCACGCUGGCGGCGGAGCCGCGGGAGGACGCCUUCCGGAAGCUGUUCCGCUUCUACCGGCAGAGCCGGCGCGGGACGGCGGACCUGGGAGCGGUCAUCGACUUCUCGACGGCACACGAGGCCCCAGGCCCGCGGCCCGGCGUGCCCAAGGUGGUGAGGUUUCAUCUGAACGUGGCCUCCGUGACUGAGCAGGAGGUUUGUCGAGCAGGCCUAAAGCCUGUGAGCCAGUGGCGGGCCUAUGGACUCGAAGGCUAUCCUGGAUUUAUUUUCAUCCCAAACCCAUUCCUCCCAGGAUGCCAGCGGCACUGGAUAAAACAGUGCCUUAAGUUGUACUCCCAGAAACCUAAUGUAUGUAACCUGGACAAGCACAUGUCUAAAGAAGAGGCCCAGAGUCCAUGGGAACAGAGCAAAGAGUUCCUAAGGUCUAAAGAAGUGAAUAAACGGAGACCCCGGACUUUACUAGAGAGACUACGCUGGGUCACGCUAGGGUACCAUUAUAACUGGGACAGUAAGAAAUACUCAGCAGAUCAUUAUACACCUUUCCCUUCUGACCUGGCUUUCCUCUCAGAGCAAGUUGCUGCUGCCUGUGGAUUUCAGGGUUUCCGAGCAGAAGCAGGUAUCCUGAAUUACUACCGCCUAGACUCCACACUGGGGAUCCACGUGGACAGAUCUGAACUAGAUCACUCCAAACCAUUGCUCUCCUUCAGCUUUGGACAGUCCGCCAUCUUUCUCCUGGGUGGCCUCAAGAGAGAUGAGGCCCCUACAGCCAUGUUUAUGCAUAGUGGUGACAUCAUGGUAAUGUCGGGCUUCAGCCGCCUGUUAAAUCAUGCGGUCCCUCGAGUCCUUCCCCAUCCUGAUGGGGAAUGCCUGCCUCGCUGCCUGGAGACACCUCUCCCAGCUGUCCUCCCGACCAAUUCGCUGCUUGAGCCCUGCUCUCUAGAAGACUGGCAGGUGUGUGCUGCCUAUUUGAAUACUGCUCGAGUUAAUAUGACUGUCAGACAGGUACUGGCCCCAGGCCAGGACUUCCCUUUGGAACCCAUGGAGGAGACAAAAAGAGACAUUACUGCAAGUGGUUUGUGCCAUCUGGAUGAGCAGAGUAACCCAGUAAAACGGGCAAUGCUAAAUCCUGACAGCUAAGACUUAGAGGUUAGCUCCUGUUGCCGUGUGUUCGCCCAAGGCAAGCCACACACAGGCAGGAAGAAGUCAUCCACCAUGCUGCUGCCUGGGCACGUCUCAGAGAGUAAACUGAUUACAGUUGGCUCAGAGAAGUGUUUGACUAAGUCUAGCUCCAGUAAGUAUGAUAAUGAUCCACACGAUUUCUCAGCCUCUGCUGUGAAUUCAUAUGUCUGUGGUGUAUCACGACCUCAGGGUUUAUUAAUAGGAAGUAAUGUUUUCCUCCCAGCAACAUGUGAUUUGUGAACCAGCAACCAGGAUUCCUAACUCCUAGUCGUUAUCAAAUCCCAUGUUUGAGCUCUUCACUCUUCUCUGCUCUUAGAGAGAAAUCUUAUGCAGGUGAAGACAAUGGAAUUAAAGUGUCCCUCAGGAGCUGGAGCUGGCACUUGAUUGGAUAGGCACAUGCCUACCGUGCACUAAGUCCUGGUUCAACACCCUGUACCACAUAAAUCAGGCGUGGUACAGGCCUGACCCAGCACUCCCAAGGGUAGAGGAUCAGAAGUUCAAAGUCACCUUCAGCUAUAUAACAAGUUCAAGGCCAGCCUGAGCUACAUAAUACUCAUCCACACAAAGU